Messenger RNA from Polypterus senegalus (gray bichir), 2203 nucleotides. RefSeq lists its product as uncharacterized. Gene Ontology annotation, molecular function: nuclear thyroid hormone receptor binding; transcription coregulator activity; nuclear retinoic acid receptor binding. Bases 538 to 2118 code for a protein of 526 amino acids. The transcript has 17 exons. Gene Ontology annotation, cellular component: mediator complex. The record is from RefSeq and is a predicted model, not a curated record. Gene Ontology annotation, biological process: cellular response to thyroid hormone stimulus; regulation of transcription by RNA polymerase II. NCBI's taxonomy places the organism in Eukaryota, Metazoa, Chordata, Cladistia, Polypteriformes, Polypteridae.
ACCGGUCACGCGUAGUAUCUUGAGUACACGGCAGCUCGCUCUGAUGACGGAUAAUCACGCGGAGGUGCAACUCAAUACAGUUUUCGUGCCACCUCUUCUUUGGGCUGCUUAUUACACGUGUGCCUUCUUUUCGUUAAGAGUUUGUUAGAAAAGUAGAACAAAGUAGAACAUUCAGAAAAAAAAUGACGCUUAAUCCAAAUCUGACACCUUUUGUCAACAUCAGUAGUGUUUAAUACCAUCCCCUGGUAGUAAAUGCCAUGGCAUACACUUGAAGGCACAGUUUCUAAGAUAUGCGAAAUAUUCACUUCUUAGCUUGCAGCCAGAGUGGAGAAUUACGGUGUCUGAUUGAAAAGGGAGCUAAUUGGACUUAAGAAUUCAUAGGGGGCAGUAAAGAUCACCACUUAUAGCUGGCGGUUUUUUCUUUUGGUUUUCCUUUCUUUGAAUGAAGAGUUUAUGCUGUGCAACAAAAAUGAAAACGCAUUCAAGUUAAGUUGUGCUGCAACUACGGGAAAUACGAAACUGACGAUUUAAGGCUCAAUGGAGGACGAAAUGACAGAAAUUGAAAGUUCAGUGCGGACAAGGAUGCUGAUGGAGAGACUGCAUUCCAAAUUUUCAGAGAAGUCAUGGAAUGAAACGCUCUAUAUUGUUCACAGAUGUUUGGAAAAGCCCAUUGGAAUGUUGGGGUCAUCAGUAAAUCAAUUAUUUUUGAACUGCGUGGCAAGUCUCCAAAAAUCUUUAAAUGUUACUUCCUUUACUGGCAUUGUAACCAGACUGGAUGCUAUAUCAAAACUGCAGGGGCUGGGCUCGCAUCGAAGCCCCAAUGAUACUGCUUACUAUAUUACUUCUGACAUGUUCUAUUUAGAGAUUAUUCUAAAGUCAAGUGGUGAAGUGAUGGAUGUCAGGGUGGCUCAUCAUGGGGAAGCCCCUGUGAUUUCCAAGGAGUUGACAGAACUUUUAAGAGCAAGAAAAUUUGAAGAUUUUUCAGAGAAGUUGGAAGGACUCUGCUCUCUCUACAAUAUUGCUGGGGAUCGUGAAACCAAGAUUAAGGUUUUUUCUGCACUACAAUCACUUGAAGCUGACCUGAUGAAAAUGUCUCAGUUUCCAAGGCAGACGGUUCACUGUGACUCCAGACUUGAUACAGUCCUAAAUGGGAGUGUUGGAAACUUGACACCAAGACAAGAAGGUAAACCAAUGACUGUUGAAUAUUUUGUGUCUCCAUAUGACCAACUGGAGGAUCCAGUCAUGCACGGCCGCUUUGGAGAAAUUCUCCUGGUGACUGUUGAAGGAACGAGCUUGACGUACAGGCUACCUAUUUCACCUUUGCUUGUGGAUUCAAUGGAGCACAAUGAUGAAAGAGUGUCUUUGUUCCCACCUUUGGAUGAUGCAGUAAGCAUGGAGCUGCCAGCCUGCUUCUUUCUGAAGUUUGCCCAUCCUCUUCCUGUCCUCUCCAUUUUAAUUGAAAGACUACAAAGUUUAACAGGAAUUUCCAUUAAUAUGGAGCUACAUAGGAAUAUUUUUUUUGAGCUUUUGAUAAAAACUGUACUUAAACAGAGGAAGUGUGAAAUACAAGAUAUGAGCAUGCAGUCUUAUUUUUUACAAUCUCUUCCAGGUGAUGAGGUCCAAAGCUAUAUCCUUUCCCAGUAUGUCCCUGGAAACCAAAAGGGGCCAAUGGAAGGUGUUCUUCUUAGCAAAAUUCCAUUCAGCCAUCCAGAACAGGUUCCUGCUAUCCUAGAAGUGCUCCGCCAUCAGUGUGCAUUCAAUACCCUGUUAAGCAGUUGUAUCUCUACAAACAGGUCUGACUGCGCAGUCCCUGGAGCUCGGCACUUUGAGGUUUAUCCUUCAUCUGAUAUGAGCUUCUGUAUCACCUUUGAGCAUCCCACCAUGGUGUCUUUAGCAACAGUAAUUGUGAACGUAGUCAGCUCAAGGCACAUUCAUGGCACAUUCUAUAAGUCGGAAAAAAUGGAAGCAUCAAUGGAUGAUUUUAUUUCAAGGGUUCUUCAGCGAUGCAUGUCCAUCCCCGUCACUAUGAGGGCCAUUUGUAGAAAAAUGCACAAACUGAAGAGUGAUUCCCUUGUUGAAGCAUGGAGUCCAUGCCAACCUGAAGCCGCAACCAACUAGCUGUUCUCACGUUUAUCAUUCGUUCCAUACUACUUCUUACUCCUUAAAUAUUUGAAGAGUAAUAUGAAAUAAAAUUUGCCUUGUG